AUGAACUAAACAAAGAGUACUAUCGCGAGAUAUGAACUGCGCACUCUGUGUCUUACGCGUGGUGAUAGCUGCACCACUCUCGUCAACAAGUUACCCUCUAGUACCGAGUGGUGUGCCUUAAAUAGUGGACUAGUGAGCAGUAGAAGUUAUAUUUUACUGUUGUUCGCAGUGCGAAAGAGGAUGUCUGACAGGCUCGUAAGUGCAAAAUGUUCUCCGCUCCACUGAAAAGUAGAGGAGGCAGUAGGGACGCAGAAUCUAUGCUGAUAGGGCACAGGAGUGUAUUAGUGUGAAAACAGGUCACUCUGCGACUGGCGAUGGGCGAAUCGUUUAGCAUAGAGGGCGUUGCUGCGACGGCAGCGACCGAGGGCAUAAUGCGGUUUUUGGUGGAUCAGGACACGGUGCGGCCGGUGGUGGGGGCGGCAGAGGACGCGAUCGACGCGGCUGACAUUCUGUUGUUGUCUACGGCGCUGCCGGUGAACGCGUCGGAUGACGGCUCCCCUGGAAAGGCGGGGGCGUCCAACUCGUCGGCGGCCGCGGCGGCGCUGGAGGUGGUGGCCGUGCGGCACCCUCUGUACGUGGUGGUGCCCAUGACGGUCCUCUACGCCAUAAUCUUCUUCACCGGCGUGCUGGGCAACAUGACGACGUGCAUCGUCAUCUACCGCAACAAGCACAUGCACACCACCACCAACUACUACCUGUUCAGCCUGGCCGUGUCUGACCUGCUGCUGCUCGUGUCCGGGCUGCCGCCCGAAGUGUACCAGGUGUGGAAGCACUACCCCUACAUCUUCGGGCUGACCUUCUGCCGGCUGCGCGGCCUCGCCGCCGAGACGUCGUCGAACGCGACGGUGCUGACCAUCACGGCGUUCACGGUGGAGCGGUACGUGGCCAUCUGCCACCCGUUCCUGUCGCACACCAUGUCGAAGCUGUCGCGCGCCGUCAAGCUGAUCGUGGCCGUGUGGCUGCUGUCGCUGGCGUGCGCCGUGCCGCAGGCGCUGCACCUGCAGAUCGUCGGGCCGCCCGGCAUGACGCGCUGCAUGUUCCGCGAGGAGACGGUGCACCACCUGUUCGAGAUCUCGACGUUCCUCUUCUUCGUGGCGCCCAUGACGCUCAUCACCAUACUGUACGCGCUCAUCGGGCUGCGGCUGCGGCGCUCGAGUGCCAUGAAGCGCGACGCCGGGCCCUACGGCCACCGCAACGGCGCCGGCACGGGCCACCAGCACUACGGCUGCACGCCGCGCCACCACCACGCCGCCGGCAGGGCCAGCCAUUCCUCGCAGUCGCGGCGCGUCCUCAAGAUGCUCGCCACCGAAUUUGGCAUCUCACUGUGUCAGGCACUUGGUAAUCACGUCAUCUACGUAUCUGCUGGUCCUCAGCUGUCCUGA
This is a messenger RNA of Schistocerca nitens (vagrant locust), 1382 nucleotides long. RefSeq names its product pyrokinin-1 receptor-like. The transcript is spliced from 3 exons. Gene Ontology annotation, molecular function: neuromedin U receptor activity. Gene Ontology annotation, cellular component: plasma membrane. Gene Ontology annotation, biological process: neuropeptide signaling pathway. The coding region runs from base 315 to 1382 and encodes 355 amino acids. NCBI's taxonomy places the organism in Eukaryota, Metazoa, Arthropoda, Insecta, Orthoptera, Acrididae. The record is from RefSeq and is a predicted model, not a curated record.